AUGGCCGCUCAACCUGAACCCGAGAUAGUCCUGUACGACUUGGCCUGUACCAAGAACGUCUGCUUCUCCCCGGUUGUCUGGCGCAUCCGCCUCAUGCUCAACUACAAGCAAAUCCCCUACAAGACCAUCUUUGUCGAGUUUCCGGAUAUCGAGUCCACGCUGAAAGGGCUCGGUCUGGAUCCCCCCGAAUCGGACGGAGGACGAUACACGGUCCCCGCGAUCCACCACGUCCCGACCAAUACAUCCAUGAUGGACUCGACACUCAUAGCGCAAUUUCUCGAGUCAAUGUACCCGAACCCGCCUGUCCCGCUGACAUCGGAGCUAGGAAGGGAGAUCGAGGCCAAAGCACGCGCCGUUGGAGGCCCGGCCUUCCUCACGUCCGUGAUGCCGCGCGAGGUACGCAUCCUCUCGCCCCGCUCGCAGGAGUACUUCCGCCGCACGCGCGAGGCCUCGCUCGGACACCCGCUCGAGGAUCUCCUCGAAGCGGAAAAGGAGGAGAAAAUGUGGCAAGCGGUGAGCGAGGGCAUGCGUGCCGUGGGAGACCUGAUGCGCACACAUAAAGCCGAGGGGCCGUUCAUCUUGGGUGCCCGGCCCAGCUACGCUGACUUCUUCAUCGCUGGGUCCCUGCAGUGUGCGAAUGUGAUUGAUGAGGAUGUGUUUCAGAGGCAUAUGCAGUUUCCUGGUUACAGGGAGAUUUAUGAGGCCUGCCUACCGUACAUGGAGAAGGGUGAUUAA
This is a messenger RNA of Cladophialophora yegresii CBS 114405, 735 nucleotides long. RefSeq lists its product as uncharacterized. Lineage: Eukaryota; Fungi; Ascomycota; Eurotiomycetes; Chaetothyriales; Herpotrichiellaceae. The record is from RefSeq and is a predicted model, not a curated record. Gene Ontology annotation, cellular component: cytoplasm. The coding region runs from base 1 to 735 and encodes 244 amino acids. The transcript has 2 exons.